This is a messenger RNA of Camelina sativa (false flax), 1843 nucleotides long. Its product is annotated as sucrose transport protein SUC5-like. Lineage: Eukaryota; Viridiplantae; Streptophyta; Magnoliopsida; Brassicales; Brassicaceae. Gene Ontology annotation, cellular component: plasma membrane; vacuole. Gene Ontology annotation, biological process: sucrose transport. The record is from RefSeq and is a predicted model, not a curated record. Gene Ontology annotation, molecular function: sucrose:proton symporter activity.
CUCACUCUUAUAAAAAGAUACAAAGACACAAAAAAAAAGGAAUAUAAAUAUUUCUUCUUUGCUCUAAAAUUUGCGUUUUUUUGUCUGUACUUGUUUUUGUCUCAUAAUGGGAGGAGAGUACGAAGCAGUGAGAGCCGCCAACAGAGCGGCGGGGUUAGAGAUACAGUUGUCCCUGGAAGAUCCCAACCAACCAUCUCCGCUGCGUAAAAUCAUCUCCGUCGCAUCCAUCGCCGCCGGUGUGCAGUUCGGGUGGGCCUUACAGCUCUCUCUUCUAACUCCUUACGUGCAACUCCUCGGGAUCCCUCACAAAUGGUCAGCUUACAUGUGGCUCUGUGGUCCAAUCUCCGGCAUUCUUGUACAACCAAUCGUCGGUUACCACAGUGACCGAUGCGAGUCAAGAUUUGGUCGUCGUCGUCCGUUCAUCGCCGUCGGAGCCGUACUCGUAGCCAUCUCCGUGUUCCUCAUCGGGUUCUCGGCGGAUCUUGGACAUAGAUUUGGAGACAAAAUCGAGGAGAAGGUAAAGACCCGAGCCAUUAUCAUCUUCACUGUCGGGUUUUGGAUCCUUGACGUGGCGAACAACACUUUACAAGGACCAUGCCGUGCUUUCUUAGCCGAUCUAGCCGCCGGAGACGCUAAAAAAACGCGUCUCGCCAACGCGUGUUUCUCUUUUUUUAUGGCCGUGGGUAACGUUAUGGGUUACGCUGCUGGAUCUUACCCUCACAUCCACAAGAUGUUUCCGUUCACGCUGACCAAAGCUUGCGAUAUCUACUGUGCGAAUCUCAAGAGCUGUUUCUUCUUGUCCAUCACUCUCCUCCUCAUCGUCACCUUCGCGUCUCUAACGUACGUUAAAGAAAAGAAAUGGACUAAGCCACCGGUAGACGACGGGAAAACGUCAGGUGUUUUUUUCUUUGGAGAAAUCGUCGGAGCUCUCAAAGUCAUGGAACGUCCCAUGUGGAUGCUACUAAUCGUUACGUUUUUUAAUUGGAUCGCUUGGUUCCCUUUUAUUUUGUACGAUACCGAUUGGAUGGGUCGUGAAGUGUACGGUGGUAAAUCAGAUGGAAACGAAAAAUCCAAGUCUCUUUACAACCAAGGAGUUCACGCUGGUGCUUUGGGAUUGAUGUUUAACUCAAUACUUCUUGGUUUUGUCUCACUUGGUGUUGAAAAGAUUGGUCGGAAAUUGGGAGGAGCUAAACGGCUUUGGGGAUUGGUCAAUUUCAUCCUCGCUAUUGCUUUAGCCAUGACGGUUCUCGUCACAAAAGCGGCCGAGCAUCACCGGAAAAUCGCCGGUCCUUUCGCCGGACCUAGCCCUGGUAUCAAAGCUGGAGCGUUAAGUCUCUUUACCGUUCUUGGUAUCCCAUUAGCUAUUACAUUUAGUGUCCCGUUUGCACUAGCGUCCAUAUUUUCCAACAGCUCCGGUGCUGGCCAAGGACUUUCACUAGGAGUUUUGAAUAUAGCGAUUGUGCUACCACAAAUGAUAAUAUCAUUUGGAAGUGGACCUUUCGACGCCUUAUUUGGUGGUGGAAACCUACCGGCAUUCGUGGUUGGGGCAGUUGCGGCGGUGUUUAGUGGAGUACUAGCGUUAACUGUUAUACCUUCACUACCUCCGGAUGCACCUAUGCAGUCAGGGGCUAUGGGAUUCCAUUAGUUUACUGUUUAUUUUGCCAAAAAAAUGUCCAUUAGCAAAACUGAAGAACCUAAAAAGAAAGAAUGGAUAGAGUGUGAAAAUGUAAUAAACCUUGAGUCGUGUAUUUUUCAUAUUUCCUUUGUUUUUUUUAAAAAAAUAUUUUAUUUUGUAACUGAACUUAUUAAAAAAGAAUCUGUUUUUGUUUUGUUUGACCAUCAA